This is a messenger RNA of Sapajus apella (tufted capuchin), 3514 nucleotides long. It is a transcript of the gene SMIM10L1, whose product is annotated as small integral membrane protein 10 like 1. The record is from RefSeq and is a predicted model, not a curated record. Bases 318 to 524 code for a protein of 68 amino acids. The transcript has a single exon. NCBI's taxonomy places the organism in Eukaryota, Metazoa, Chordata, Mammalia, Primates, Cebidae.
ACAUCUCGCUUAGCUUUUUUCAUUUUGAAGUGGUCAUAUCUGCAUGGCUGUUUACAUGUUAUAUAACACAUCCUAUUCCAGAUCUACCACGAGCUGAGCUCUAAAUGGUAAAUGCCACUGUGAGAAGCAGACAGGAAGAGGCGGAGCGCCAGCGGCGCCUGGAGCCGGCGCCCCGCACUGGACGGAGCGACAAGCUUAGCUGUGAGCCCAAGGGCCGCUUUGCCCACCGUCCCGCCGGUCCCGGCCGUAGCUAGGGGGUCCGCAGGCCCUGCGGCAACCCUCGGUACAGACGCUGGGCGGGAGGCGACACCUGGCCCAUGGCCCCCGAGGCGGCUCCGUCUUCCUUGGCCGUCAGGGCCUCAAGCCCCGCCGCGGCCCCCACCUCGUACGGCGUCUUCUGCAAGGGGCUCUCCCGCACCCUCCUCGCCUUCUUCGAGCUGGCCUGGCAGCUGCGCAUGAAUUUUCCGUACUUCUACGUCGCGGGCUCGGUGAUUCUCAACAUUCGCUUGCAGGUACACAUUUAGACCCGUGACUAAGCUAACGGGCUCCGGGGCCAGCAAGAUGGCCGACUCCUAGGGUCCUUUGCGGCGCGGCGGAGCAGCGGAUAGCGAGCCCCACAGUCUCGCGAGGGUGCUCAGGCGCUCUUCGCGGCUGCGCUCUUCGCUGCUAGCGGAGCUCGUCCCGGGGGCGCUGGGAGCCUUUAGUUCCUGGAAAGAGAAAAUACGCGAUCCCGGAAACAGAGAACUGCAGUUAAGACCCUCGAAAAGAUCUAAGAGAGCGUGCAUCCUUAAACACCCUGACGAAUUUCAGGACGUGACAAAGCACAGAGGGUGCAUUAUUUCCAAAUAAAAGGGUGAAAUUUUCAGGAAAAAGAAAAUCAGUAAACCGGGAAUAUUGGAUUGGAUUGUAAGCAAGAUCUGAAAUAGGAAGCUGAAGGUGUUAAGGCUGUGAUGUAGUAGGCACAUAUUUCUUCAUCCCACAAGAGAAAACAAUAAUAAUCAGAAACUUAUAGUGAAAAAAAGCAAAACUGUGCAAGAAAAACAUCCUCCAAGUACCAGACAUAAAAUGCUGCAAGCUUUUGAACUAAUGGGGAGGGUGUAAGAAAAUGGGCUCUAUUUCAAUGCUCUUGUGACAGGACGACGGACAUCGAGACUUGGAGCCUCAGAGAAGGAGAUCCCUUAGUAGCACAAAGCUUGGCUAUUCAGUGAAUAACAUUUAAAUAAUAGUAAAAUGCAAAUGCUGUUUAUGGUUUUUAUUGUUUAAGGGUGUAUCUAAUUAUGGUUACAAAGUGGAAUGCAAAUGUUAUCCAUCAUGUUUUAAAAAUACAGACGGAAAUACAAGUGGGAACGUGAAGAAGGGGGGAGACAUAAUGGAAUGGUAGUAAUGUCCUUAUAAAGUGGGAAAUUGAAGGAUACGGUCUGUUGUUGAGUGGGGAAAGACAUUUUUAUUACUUACAAGGUAGCCAUAAAAUUUCUAAAAUAGUAAUAUACCUAUAUUAAAGAGGAAGAGUGGUAGGAGAGAACAGUAUGAAGUCAACAGGAAAUGCCUAAAGAUGGAGACCUCAGGUAAAAUAUUUUAAAAAAUAAAAAUGUAUAAUAGAGUACCUGGUGUAUUUGAAUACAGCCUAGAGAGCUUUCAUUUUCCAGAGGGUGGGGGGAUAAAUUAGUAAUUGCGUAUUUUUCAAAAUUAAGAAAACAAAACAUGUAAUUUUGAACCCUGGAAAAAAUAAAAAUCCAAAAACUACACUGCAUACCUCAACUGUGAACAAUACUAGUCAUGUAAAGUCAAUCAUAAUUAUGUAAAUACUGAAUACUGAUUUUACAAUUAAUGAUUCUAUAACACUGGGAGGAUGAGAGAAAAGAGAUGUGUGUGUAAUGGUGGUGAGCCAAUCAAGAUCUGAUAUAGAAAACUGCAGAAAAAGAAGUAUACACACUUUUUUUUUCAGAUAAGAAAACUGUAAUAAGAAACCACUAAGAGUGGUAAAGUUUUAAAUCAAGGUCUGUGCUGAAAAAGUAGUAUACACAUGUUUUUUCAGGGGAAAAAAAGAAAACUAAAUAAGAAACCACCAAGAGAGGUAAAGUUUUAAACUAGUCGCAGUGCUCUGUAUUCUACUCACUGUGUCCAGCAAACAGUGAUCUAUCACUUUAAAUAAUAAGCAUCUUGCCCCCUCCAACACCAUGUCUGGCCUUGGGUAAUUGUUCCUUCUAGGCUUUAUUCCUUGUCUCCAGCCAAACUCCAUUUGGGCACAUUCUCCUAUAUGCCUUUUCUACCCUUUUCUGCCUGAAGAUACUCUAUUUUAAAGCUAAGCUUAGAUGACACUUUUUCCAUUAAAUUUUUCCUGGUUUGCACUGACCAUAUAGGAGCUCACUUCUUUUAAUCCGUAAGGCUAUUUUCAUAGGUUGCCUUAUUUUUCCCUAAUUGUGCAUCACUUAUCUGUUUUAUUUACCCAAGACAGGUUUCCUAGACUCUGAUAAGCCAAAAUAUUUUAGUCUAAAAUAUCAGAAGUGUAGUUUAAUCAAUGAAAUAGGAAUACCAAGGGAUUUAGAAUAGUGGACAUCACUGUUCCCCAGAGGCACUAAUGUCCCAAUUUGUAACACAAAAGACUAUCCACUCUUAAUCCUGAAAUGGUGAUAGAGUAGGAUGCUCCAUUUGGGUGGCUACAUGAACAUAUUCCUACAACUUUUUUUCUCACAUCAGUCUUUUGUUAAACUGAAGAAACCGACUUUAUAUUUAUUAUAUCCUCCAGCAGAAUUGGGAGCUCUGUGAGGGAAGACAAUAUAUCCUAUUCCAUUUCAUACUCUGUAGUAACAGUAACAGUGUGUGUGUGUGUGUGUGUGUGUGUACAUAUACAUAUAUACACAUAUAUUACACAUACACAUAUAAAUGUAAGUAGUAACUAUAAGUAUACAGUUAGUACUUACUAUAUAUGUAUACAGUUACUACUUACAUUUACUUCCUAAUAUAUAUCUUUAUAUAUUAUCUAUUGGGAAGUAAAUAUGGUUUAUCAUUUGGUUUAUCAUUUAUUCAUAAUUGCUCUUAGUUCUUGAGGUAUAUUUUGCCUCCUACAUGAUGCAAUUCAAUGAAAUUUCCAGGGGACAAAACAAGAUUUUGACAUGAAUAAACCACUUAUUGUUAUAAUUCACAAGUGAGUUUAUUCUUCCUGGCACACUUCCAGGUAAUAUCCAUUAGGCCAACGAUUUUGUUUGUUCACUGCUCUAUCCCCAAGCCUAGAGCAUUGCCCAGUGCAAAAUAGCUAAUAAAUAUUUUUGAAUAGAUAGAUGAAUGGCCAUUUGUUUGGUAUGCUCUACACAGUCAGCAGUCAAUAAAGGAAACAGAUAUAUUUGUUCCUGAUAAUAAGAUCAUUCCCUUUAUUACCCAUAAAUUGGGCUUUUUCAGACUAUCAUACACAUUGAUAGAUCCAGAGAUCCCUCAAGCAUGAAGAAGCAGAGAGGUAGGUAGUAUAAUUAUUAUCAAUAAAGAUAAAACUUAAGAAAUUUAGCUGGCAAAAAAAAAA